CUUAAUUUGAUCAAUCAUCCCCUCUCUCUCUUCUUUAAUUUUUCCAAGAAAAAAAAAUAUCAACAACAACAAUAAAUGGUCAUGAAUAUAAAGAAUUUCUUCAAGAAGGAUUCUUCUUCUUACAACAAAGAAAAAUUGUUGAUACAUGAUGAAAAAAGAAAUGGUUGUUGUAUUUAUUUCAACAAUAUUCAAGAUUUUGCUAAGAAAGCAAUUGAAAUGGGUAAAAAUGAUCCAAGAAAGAUCAUUUUUUCAUUAAAAAUGGGAUUUGCUUUAUUUUUUGUGUCUCUUCUUAUUUUCUGGAAGGAACCAUUUCCAGAGAUUGCUCAGUUCUCAAUAUGGGCAAUCUUAACAGUUCUUAUUAUGUUUGAGUUCACCAUAGGAGGAACACUUAUUAAAGGAUUUAAUCGUGGUUUGGGUACAUUAUUUGCUGGGAUGCUUGCUUUCAUCUUUGCUCAAUUAGCGUUAUGGGCUGGAGAGUGGGAAAAAGUUGUAUGGAUUUUCAGUAUUUUUAUCGUAGCAUUUUGUGGAACAUAUUUGAAGUUAUAUCCAACAAUGGCACCAUAUGAAUAUGGAUAUCGAGUAUUUAUUUUAACAUAUUGUAUUCUCAUUAUGGCUGGAAAUAGGACUGGAGGAUACAAUGUGGCAAUUUUAACUCGUUUAGCCCUAAUUGCUCUUGGUGCUUGUAUUUGUUUGAUUAUUAAUAUUGGUAUUUGCCCUAUUUGGGCUGGUGAAGAUUUGCAUCGAUUGGUCGUUAAGAAUUUUAUGGAUCUUGCAACGUCUUUGGAAGGUUGUAUUGAUGGAUAUUUAAAUUGUGUUGAGUGUGAUGAAUCUACAAAUCACUCGGAAUAUAAUGGAUACAAAUCGGUUAUAGAAUCCACAAGUCGAGAGCAAACAUUGCUUGGAUUUGCUAUUUGGGAGCCACCUCAUGGACGUUAUAAAAUGCACAAGAAUCCAUGGAGAGAUUUUGUCAAAUUAAGCAGUGAAUUGAGGCAUUGUGCAUUCAUGGUCAUGGCAUUACAUGGAUGCAUCCAAUCAAAAAUUCAGGCACCACCAGAUAAGAGGAAGGUUUUUCAAAAUGAGCUUAAAAGAGUCGGUAUCGACGCUACAAAUGUUCUACGUGAGCUAGGAACAAAAUUAGAUAAAAUGGAAGCACUAAAUAGUCAUGAAAAUAUCCUAAAAGAAGUACAUGAGACAGCACAAAAUCUUCAGAAAAAAAUAGACAACAAGUCAUAUCUCUUAGUCAACUCAAAAAAUUGGGAAAUUGGAAAACCAAACAUUAUUAACAAUUUUGAUGAUUCUUCAAAUGAAAAUGAAAAUGGUAGUAGUGAAAAUUUGCCAUUAAAUUUUCAAUCACUUAGUGAAACAUCCAUUGACAUAAGGGAUUUGCAUACUCCACAAUAUCCAAAAGACCAAUUGGUCACAAAGUCAAUGUUAUUUAACAAGCAAAAUCAUUGGCCUUCAUGUCUCUCAUUACUUGAUGGUGAAAAGAUUGAUACAAUUGAUGAAAUUGAAACUUAUUUAAGUGCUAGUGCUUUGUCUUUGGCUACUUUUGCUUCACUUCUCAUUGAAUUUGUUGCAAGGCUACAAAAUGUGGUUGAUUGUUUUGAAGAACUGAGUCAAAGGGCAGAGUUUAAAGAGCCCAUUAGUGUCAAGAGUUAAAAGAAUUUAUCAAGUACUCCU
Messenger RNA from Solanum verrucosum, 1680 nucleotides. RefSeq names its product aluminum-activated malate transporter 9-like. Bases 76 to 1659 code for a protein of 527 amino acids. Gene Ontology annotation, cellular component: plant-type vacuole membrane. Gene Ontology annotation, biological process: malate transport. The transcript has 6 exons. NCBI's taxonomy places the organism in Eukaryota, Viridiplantae, Streptophyta, Magnoliopsida, Solanales, Solanaceae. The record is from RefSeq and is a predicted model, not a curated record.